Molecule: messenger RNA, 3048 nt
Organism: Plasmodium gonderi
Lineage: Eukaryota; Apicomplexa; Aconoidasida; Haemosporida; Plasmodiidae
Product: cysteine protease ATG4
Exons: 3
Coding region: 1-3048 (1015 amino acids)
Molecular function (GO): protein-phosphatidylethanolamide deconjugating activity
Source: RefSeq, a predicted model, not a curated record
AUGGAAAAAAGCACAAAUUCAUUGCAACAUGGGGAAAAUGUGAUAUGUGAAAAUUGUUCUAAAACAAACGUUAAUCAUAAUAGGGAUAGCACCUUCAAUGAAAUGGUAUUAAAUGAAAAGGACAAAAAUAUCAAUUACUUCAACAAAGCAAAUAAUGUUUUAAAAAAGAAAAAGAAAAGAAAUCAAAGAAAAUGUAAAAAGAACUCAAUAAAUACAACAAAAAAGGACAGUGAGGUAUAUUGUCACCAGAACAAAUCAAAAUAUAAAUUAAUAAAUUAUUUUAACAGUAUUAAGUAUAAUUUAUCUAUUAAGAGAUAUUUUAAGAUGCUUAUCUCUGUCUCGAUUUUUAACUAUUUUCCAUUAAAUUUUCGCAACAUAUCAAAUAAUGCCUAUAUGUGUGGGAAACGUUUUAAUCUUAAGGAUUCAGAAUCAUUUAAACUUUUUUUAAUUUUGUGCAAAUCGAAGGUAUUGUUUACGUACAGGUCAAACUUCCUCUUAAAAAAUAGCAAUAGAAGCAGUUUCGAUAGUAAUAGUACUGUUACAACUACCAAGAAUGAAGAUGUUCUCAAUAUGGCUAGUUAUACCACCCAGGUCAACACUGUAACUAGUACAACUACAAUUGGUACUACUGCUACUACUACUGCUACACCGAAUGAGAAUACCCAGAAUAAUGAUACUCUUUGCAAUCCUAAGGAUGAAGCAUUUAACUGUAACAUGAACAGUUACGGCACCCAGUUCAACAACACAAGGAAAGCAAUAGAACAAAUGUUGGAUCUUCAAAAUGGAAAAUACAAAAGAAGAAAAAAAAAAAGGAAAAAAAAAAAGUAUUACAAAGAAAGAGUUAUAAAUUUCACAGAUAUACCAGAACAUUUUCUAAAAAAAAUUUACUUUGAUGAAAUGGAAUAUUUUUAUAUGAAUUUUGAAAGUGUAUCAAAAUCUAACCAUCAUGGAUCAUAUUUCAAGAGAAAUAAUUACAAGUACACGAAUAAUCAUUCAUUUUGUGGAAAAAAUGAUUUAAAUAAUGCUUUUUCAGAAGAUGAAAAUAACAGAGACACCUAUUUAUAUAGUACUAAUGAUAGUAACAAAACAGUUUUAUAUGUAGAAAACUCUGGAAGUAAUUCCGAUUUUAAUAAAGGAAAUGUAAAAACUAAUGGGGAUUCUUGUAUUUCUGACGAUGAAACAGUUAAAUGCACCAAUCUGGACACUUGCACAAUUAAUGAUAAAUUGCAUCUGGACAAGCAACAAGAAGAUAUAAACAUUAGUAUGGAGAAGGAAUUUCCAAAAAGCUCAACAUCUGUGGAUUCUAAAAUGUUAACAAAUAACGAAAUAUCUGUUGAAUGUAACAUGACUUACAGAAAAACUGAUAAAAAAUGGGAAAACAAAAAAUUAAAAAGUUCACAUUUGAAGAAGGGCAAAAAUACGCUUUUACAUAACCAGAUUAUGAAAAACAAAUAUAUGAAAUAUAGAAGAAGGAAAAAAACAAAAUUUAUCACGGAAGACAACAAUACAACAUACACAUGCAUGAACGAUGUUGGGUGGGGAUGUAUGAUAAGAGUCGUUCAAAUGGUUCUAGCCAACAUAUUUGUAAAGUACAAAAUAUCUAAAAAAUAUGCUUUUUUUCACAAUAUAAAUGAUUAUGUAAUGUUUAAAAAUUAUAUGAACAAGUCGUUAAAUGAACAGUAUGAGAAUAAAGAAGAAGAUCCAACUAUUAUUAAAGAUGAGGUAAACAAAAGUACAUCCAAUGAAAAUCGCAAUGUAGAAAAAAUGGUUACUCAAAAUUGGACACAUAAAAAUUGCAGUAAUGAGGAUAUGAAGGAGUCAAAUUUUUUUAUAACGAAUAUAAAAUCUGGAUUAUCACACUGCUAUGAUAAAAAUUCGACUAUGAGCAAUAAUAGUAAUUGCGUUCCUGCCAAUAAUUUUGAAAUAUACACAAGAACAAAAAUGGAAAAUACUAAGGAAGAGGAAACAAUGAAUGAAAGCCAAUGCAUGCAUUUAUACUCAUCUGAAGGAAUCCAGAAAAUUCAUUUUAAAAAAGAACAAAAUUUAUGUCACUAUUUUAAGAAUUAUGAAAAUUUCCUAAACAUGAGUGAAGACAAUAUUCUCAGCAUGAAGAUCGACAAGGUUGAGCACAUGAAAAUCAACAAUUCCUUAAUAUAUUAUGUGUUACUACAGUUUAGAGAUAUGGAAAAUGCUAAAUAUAGUAUCCAGAAUAUCAUCUACGAAACAAUGAAGUAUAAAAAAAUUAAUAAAAAAAAUAUGGAAAACUUUCUUUAUGAAUGGUUAGGACCUACAAGCAGCGCAAUAAUAAUAUCUAAUUUAAUUAACAGAAAGAAGGUUCGUUUUUUGAAAAAAAGAAAAAAUAAAAUUCCUUUAAAUCAUAGAAAGUUUAUAAAAGUGACUGAUGAAAUAAUUAACAAAAAUGAUUCUGUCGAAAAGAAAAAAAAUGAACAACCUGACAACACCGUUAUAAAUAACACAGAUAGCUGGUUUGUGAAGAGAAAAAAAAGACAUGCAUUCUUUUCAGUAGCAUUUGAUUCUGGUAUAAUAUACAACAAUGAAGUUUUAAAAUUUUUUCAGAUUAAGCAGAAAAUAUUCGUAAUAAUAUGGAUAUGUCUAAAACUAGGGACUGAUUCUAUUAACAUAUCGAAAUAUAAACAGUCUGUACUUUCCUGUUUUGGACUAAAACAAUUUCAAGGAAUAAGUAGUGGUAAUGCACAUACCAGUGCUUACUAUUUUUAUGCAGCAAAUGAAAACGGUCUUUUUUACCUGGAUCCUCAUGUAAAAUGUCAAAAGGCUUUCACAGAUUUAAAUCAAAAUCACGAUUUCGAGUUUUUCACUGAAAAAAUAAACUUUUUACCAUGGGAAUAUUUGAAUUCAUCCCUAUCCAUGAUAUAUGUCGUUGAAUCUAAGGAGGACUAUUUCAAUUUAACCCACAAUUUGAAACUAAUUGAUCCAAGCAUAUUUGAAGUUUAUGAUGAAGAACCACAAUAUACCUUCAGGAGUGAACUAAACUUUGACACAGAUGAUUCCGGAUUGAUUUUGCUUUAA